This is a messenger RNA of Saprolegnia diclina VS20, 2259 nucleotides long. RefSeq lists its product as hypothetical. The coding region runs from base 1 to 2259 and encodes 752 amino acids. The record is from RefSeq and is a predicted model, not a curated record. Lineage: Eukaryota; Oomycota; Saprolegniomycetes; Saprolegniales; Saprolegniaceae. The transcript has 2 exons.
AUGAGCCGCCUCGUGCCAGCCUGCGAAGCCAUCUUGGAGCAGCCCAAAGCGCCGUCGUUCUACAUCUGCACCGGCACGCAAGGUAUCUCGCCUCUGCCAGUCGUGCGCGUGGAGGGCCUUCCUGACCCUCUAUCCUGGCCUGUAUUGAGUGCCCAGCACGAACAACUAAGCGCCGAGUACGGCAAGGCCAGUGUCGUUCCCGCCACCGACCUCCUCAUCGCCAAUCAACGCGCUUUUGAAGAAGCCCUCCUCCAAACCGUCGUGCACAAGCUAUUGUCGACGCUCGGUAUCCGAGCCUCGAACGUCGGCGUCGUCUUGUCGCACCUCUGCAUCGACGCCGUUGGGUCCACGGACGUCCUCCGCGCCGCACCAAGCUGCAUUGCCAAUGCGUUUGGGACGCUGAUCGUGCUGCUGCCGUCAUUCCACACGGGCGGUGUCCUUACGUUCCGACGCCAGACGCACGCGAUUACGCUCCCGCACGACGCGGCCGAGCGCCCGAGAGGCUUUGACGGCGUCUUUAUCAACACCACGAUCGAGUCGACGCCAGUGACGUCCGGACGCCGCCUUGCGCUCGUCUUUGACUUGACAGGGGUCCACGAAACAGAGCGAGGGCCGUCCCGCUUACCGCUGAACCGCACCGGUCUGGCCGCCAAGCUGACGCUGCUCGCCGCGCAACCGCUGCCGCAGUGCCAGCGCAUCGCGUGCAGCCUCACGUACCUCCGCCCGGCGCCCGGCGACUUUGGCCAUCCUCACGCGGACGAAGACUCGCUGUUUCUGCGCCUGCGACCUCGGCACCGGUACCUCGUCAACAUCCGCUUGGCCUCGGCUGUGUUUGACAUCGCCGUCGUUCGCUUCUCAACGCGGCUGCUCACGACACGCAACGGCAGCAGCAACGACGAACGUGUCAUCGACAACCACGUCGCUGCGUUCGAAGUGCACUCGUCUUGCGACGUGCCUGAUUUGGUGGCCCAUCAGCUUGUCGGUGUCGCUGCCCACGCCUUCCUUGGCGAUCCUGACCACGAUGAACUCGCGCCCGUGAGCGCGCCUUCGGAGAUGGCACUGCUCUUCUGGCCCAAGCGCUUCCGAGCCGGCAUUGUCGGCAUGAAGCCAUCCUUGGCUCUCCUUCGCCACGCCGUCUUGAACCGCCGGACGGCGCGCCCGCUAGGGCUCACCAGCGUCCGCGAACUCGUCUUGGGGACCAUGGCAUUCUUUCACUCGGUCGCUUCUCUCGACUUGUGCGACGAGCGGACGGGCAACGCGCGUGACGGCAGUGCGGCCGCCAUGGGCGACGUUCUCUGCGCCUUAAACGACAAGGAAAUCGCUGCGUAUUUUCUCAGCGACGCGCUCGCCGUCUCGCCGGGAGGAACGCGCUGUUCCAUCGCGCUCCCCGACGCUGCCGCCUGCGUCCAAUCGUGUCUGAUGGCAUUUGGCCGGCGACAGCUCGCGACUGCGAUCUGCGACCUCUUGCGGCGCUGGCUCACCAGCACGACCCAGCGCGCCCACGUCGUGGGGUUGGUGUCGCUCCUCGCCGGUCUUUCCCAGGACGCCAAUGUGGCCAAGUCGGACAAGCUGUCGCUGUUUGCACUUCUUCGAUCGGUGGGUACCGUCCUAGAGGAGCUAUGGCCGCGGUCGCAAGACGACGCUGGCUUGAGGUGCGUGCUAAUGGCGCUCGCAGCCAAGUGCCGAGACGCGUACGUUGCUGGCGGCUUGCUGCUGCCCGUGCCUGGCAUGCGUGACGGUGACCUCGUCGACAUCCCGUUCGCCCCAAAGCACUGCGGUGACUGCAGCCAAGUGCGGCACUUUCUUGACGACGGGACGCAACUCCGACACGUGUUUCGUCGGCGCGUGUGCGCGCGAGUGCGCGACGUCGCGGUCGCCCACCCACGACGACUGCGCUUCAAGGAGAAGGCGCUCGCGGACGGAGUGUACAAAGCGAGUCUUCGGAAAGUGCAGCAGCCCGGGCGUAUGCGCAUUGCCCACGCAGCGUUAGCCAAGCGGCGCCACGUGAGCGCGACGACUAGCUACCGCCACCUCGAGGCCUUUCGUGGGCCCACGCCCGGCAACACGAGACAGUACACUCUCGUGCUCCACCGACCGGUGACUCGGCUGCACAUUGCGAUACGAGGCCACAUGAGCGCGACGACUAGCGACCGCCACAUCGAGGCCUUUUGCGCGCCCACGCCCGGCAACAUGAGACAGUACACUAUCGUGCUCGACCGACCGGUGACUCGGCUGCACAUUGCGAUACGAUUCCUAUGA